Messenger RNA from Podospora anserina S mat+, 1386 nucleotides. RefSeq lists its product as uncharacterized. The coding region runs from base 1 to 1386 and encodes 461 amino acids. Gene Ontology annotation, molecular function: zinc ion binding; DNA-binding transcription factor activity, RNA polymerase II-specific. Lineage: Eukaryota; Fungi; Ascomycota; Sordariomycetes; Sordariales; Podosporaceae. The record is from RefSeq and is a predicted model, not a curated record. The transcript has 3 exons. Gene Ontology annotation, biological process: regulation of DNA-templated transcription.
AUGUCACUGUCAAUCUCGGCCGUUGAACGCAACAACCCACCUCCGCGGCGGAAAUCCUGUUCAGCCUGCAUCAAGGCCAAACGACGAUGUACACAAGAAACACCAGCAUGCCAGCGGUGCACCCAGAGGAGCUUAGCCUGCCAAUACCCGGAAGGGCGAGUCUCAAAACGACCCUUGCCAGCAAGCACACCCAGUAAUAACCCAUCCCACUCGUUGACUGGACCACCAUCCGCGCUUCCAACUCCUGGAUCAUCAUGGGACUUCGCGGUCUGGGAGAACCCCUCAGCAUAUCCAGAGUCACAGGAGCCGGUCAACGCACAUUCCAUACUCUUGGAUGGUGCAGACGCUUUGGACCUUUUUAACUUUAACACUGUUGAUCCCACCCUUGGGGAUCUUGGUGUUGCCGCUAAUGACUCGGCACAAAUUCCGCGAGAAAUGGCAGCUGGGGUACCGGAUGACAUGGGUACCAACAGAAUAAUAUAUGACUUAGUUAUUCCUGGUCCUCCGGCAGCCCUCCCUCAAACCGCAGCCGUAGCCUGGGCUUUCAAGAACAGACUCAACUUCGCCCUCGAUAAAAUCCGCGAUGCCCCCCGACGGAUGGUAUGUGAGAAUCAAACACCAUGGUCUCACCCGUGUCUUUAUGAACACAGUAUGCCGCAGUCAAUGCAAGACGCCUACUCCUCCUGUGCCCUCCACCUCUCCAAAAACCCAAUCAACACCGACAUCAUAACCCGCAACAUCGAAUCCCGCAUCACCACCCUCCUCUCCACUCCACUCCCCCUCUCAUCCCCCCGAGAACUCCUCUCCCGAGUCCAGUCCCUCCUCCUCUACCAAAUCCUGCGCGUCCUUGACAACUCCUACAAGUCCUUCUCCGCCAUAAAUGACACCAUCGCCCCCCUAGAAGAAGCAGCAUUUGCCCUCAUGUCUCACAUCACCUUUGAAGAAGGAACUUUUGACAGCCCCUCCGAUCACCCACUUCAACCCCCCACGUCUCAACAACCCCCCGCAAAAUCUGAUGAAAUCCUCCCACUCUACCCACUAGACACAACCCGCAAGUUCUGGGAGGUUUGGGUGUUUCAAGAAUCAGCUCGUAGGACUUUCUUGAUCGUCUUCUUUUUCGUCCAGAUUUAUCGACUGAUGAAGGGUGAGGUACCGACGAAAUGCGAUGGGAGGCUGGGGAUGAAUAGCUCUUUUACGUUAGGCGAGGGGGUGUGGAAGGCGAGGGAUCCGUUGAGUUUUGGGAUUGCGUGGGGGGAAGGGAGGAGGUGGGCGGUGAAGAAUGCCAAAGCGGAGGAUGUGGAUGUAUUCAGCAAAAUGGUGCUGAGUAGCUUUUUGGGUAUUGACGAGGCGAGGGGGUGGUUGAUGAGCACUGGGGGGGAUUUGUAG